Molecule: messenger RNA, 7014 nt
Organism: Pezoporus occidentalis (night parrot)
Lineage: Eukaryota; Metazoa; Chordata; Aves; Psittaciformes; Psittacidae
Product: tyrosine 3-monooxygenase-like
Exons: 11
Coding region: 90-1295 (401 amino acids)
Biological process (GO): dopamine biosynthetic process from tyrosine
Cellular component (GO): perikaryon; cytoplasm; axon
Molecular function (GO): tyrosine 3-monooxygenase activity; iron ion binding
Source: RefSeq, a predicted model, not a curated record
UUAAUAGCUCUUUUAGUCACCUUUUAAAGACACUGUAGAAGUGUAUCUAGACUUAUCUGGAUUCUCAGUCUUUGGAGAAGUUGCAUUAUAUGAACAUCUGGCUCUUGCAGACUUCUGAAGCUCAGAUACAUCACUUUGAAACCAGACGAGCCAAGAAGCCCAAGAACUCUGCUGCUGAUAUGCUUGAUAUUUUUGUUGAAUGUGAAGUUCACAGUGCUGAUGUUAGUCCCCUUAUCACUUCCUUAAAGAGAGUAGCAGAGGAUGUGAGAACUAGCAGAGAAGACAAAGUGCCCUGGUUCCCUAGGAAAGUCCAAGAUCUGGACAAAUGUCACCAUCUGAUCACUAAGUAUGAUCCCAGUUUGGACCAUGGUCACCCUGGAUAUACCGACCUGGAGUAUAAGAAACGGAGGGCAUUCUUUGCUGACCUUGCCUUUAAUUACAAAGCAGGAGACCCUUUGCCUCGCAUUGAAUACACAGCACAGGAGACUGCAACUUGGAGAGAAGUCUACAGAAAGCUGAGCAGCCUUUACCCUACUCAUGCUUGUAAGCAGUAUCUGGAUGCUUUCCAGCAGCUGGAGAAAUACUGUGGCUACCAAGAGAAUAACAUACCUCAACUUCAGGACAUCUCCAGAUUUUUAAAAGAGAGAACAGGUUUCCAGCUGAGACCAGCUGCAGGGCUGCUGUCUGCUCGUGACUUCCUUGCCAGCCUGGCAUUUCGUGUCUUCCAGAGCACACAGUAUAUAAGGCAUUUCUCUUCUCCUAUGCAUUCCCCAGAACCAGACUGCUGCCAUGAGUUACUGGGUCAUGUUCCCAUGUUAGCUGAUGAAGAGUUUGCCCAGUUCUCACAGGAUAUUGGACUGGCUUCUCUUGGAUCAUCUGAAGCGGAGAUUGAGAAACUGGCCACAGUUUAUUGGUUCACUGUGGAGUUUGGUCUCUGCAAGCAAAACGGAUCGAUCAAAGCUUACGGGGCAGGACUGCUUUCGUCCUAUGGGGAACUUAUGUAUGCUUUAUCCAACAAGCCAGAGUACAAGCCUUUUGAUCCAGAAGUGACUGCAGUUCACCCCUAUCAGGAUCAAGCCUUUCAACCUGUCUAUUUCAUAGCAGAAAGUCUGGAAGAUGCCAAGGCCAAGCUUCAAAACUACACAAUGAAGAUCAAGAAGCCUUUCUCUCUGCACUACAACCCAUUCACCAGCAGUGUAGAGGUUAUGAACACACCUCAGAAAGUCAAGAAGGCACUCUGUCAGAUGAAAGAGGAAUUGAAAAACCUCUGCUUGGCCCUUGAAAACAUCUCUUAAAACUACAGCAGUACAACUCACCUGGCUCUGAGAUACUCGUAGAUGGUUCCAGCACUUGAAGAUUUAGUGAUGAAGUUGUAGUUGCAUAUGAAAGUUUUUAAGCCACAAAACGGCUCCGUUAAGCUAAUCUUUUCACUGUAAUUUAGGCUGCUGACUUAGCCACAGUAAUAAGUUCCUACUGAGUAUAUUUCAAUGACAAGCAAGACCAAAUUACUCCAAUUUUUGGUAGGUGAUAUGAGCUACAGCUGUUUGGAGUGUAUUUAUCUGUUAUUAUUGGACUCUUACAGGUGUUUUUUUAAUUCACCUGCCACCUUUUCAAGUUAUCUGUCACAGAAUAGCACAGUAACUCUUCUGCUACACAGUCCUUUACUUGCUGCUUAAAUGACAUGAUCAUAGUCUUUUUAGGUUGGCUAGCUGCCUACUGUUAGCAGUCCUUGCAGUUAGCUCAUUUCUGUUAGCAAUUACUAUCAGCUAUUGUGCUCACAAACUAUGAAUGGUUCCCUUACAAUGUGCAAAUGCAAAAGCUUGUAAAAGGAACCCUUUACUUCUGCUCACUAUUUAUUUUUUAGACACUCAUUUCAUUCAGUAGCCUUCAAAUAUGUCAAAAUAAUUUCCUGUCAUAUUUGACUUCUCUGAAUGUUUGUCCCUUGGCUAAAAAAAAAAAAAAAGGCAGAAAAUAAUAGGCUCAUGAUACUCUGGUUCUGUCACAUACAAGGAUGCUUAAUUUAAAAAGGAAUUUUGGAUCCUGGAAAGGAAAUCUAAGUGUAAGGAAUGAUUUUUGAAGAAGCCUUUAAAAAAUAAGUCCCAUUAGUAUUUCAUCUUCAGAUACCCCUGAAGAACUUCAAAAGCAAGCUAUGCUUUGUGUUUCUUGUUGAUGUCAUGAUGAUUGUAGUAACAGCCAAAAGGCCAAAUAUAGGGAACACCUGGUGCAAAACUUAAGAUCAACCACUAGCAGCCAUAUAGCUUUGCUGUAGAAACAAUAUCAGAUACAUACUCCAACUCAUCUUGCUCCCUCUCCAGUCCCUCUCUGAGAUGUGUCUGAAAUUUAUCUAUACUCUACAGGAUAUGUUUCCCAGAAUAGAGCUCAUAAUUACAUUUUUCAGACUCCCAUGCUCUUUGUGUCCCCUUUUUUCCUCUCUUAUCCACAAGUAGAGACUAGUUCAGGAAAAGACAACAAUGCUUAUGCCUAGGAUUCCUUCUCCUGUUAACAACAGUGCAGAGUUGGUGCAGGUUACAAGGGCAACAUGGAUCUCAUGGCUCAGGGUGGGUGAUCAUGAUCCACAAGUGUCAAGGUACCUUGUGUAAUUUAGAAGCUCUACUUAUUUUUUUCAAAAGUAGAUUGGACAGUAGGCUCAUCCACGGCUAUCCACUAACUGCCAGUGUACAGGGUAUGAAGUUUGAGGUAACUGUGAUGUGCUUUGGCUCUUGAUGGAAAAUGAGUCAUCAUCUUUGCCUUAACUGGUUGCUGUGGGAUAGGAGCAUGCACACAGAAAGUCACAACAGAACAAUUCAGACGCUGUUACUGCAUAGAGCGCUUAUCUCUGUAAUUGGUCCAUGUGCCAGGCUCUAAAGAAAGUAUUAUUGAAAGUUAAUGGGAUUUUGUCUUUUAAAUCUUCAUGUCUAUAAGCACAUCAGAAAAUUAUCCCAUGGGCAGUAAUAGAGUAUUCAAGGUUUAGGAAGCUGCUGCAAUUGCUCCAUUUUAUUAAUACGUGGUGAUGCCUGAAAUAUUUGGAAGUAUCUUGGCAAAAAUGGCUCUGAAACUUCUUCCACUCAACAACAGAAACAUCCCAAGUUUGUUCUUUGUUUUUAAGUCCAGGAUUCUUCUGCUCUACUCCAAGAGAACACUUGCAUAUCAUAAACUCUGUUUUGGUAGAGACAGUGACAGAGCUGAAGUGAGUUCCUUUGCUUCCAGUAUUUUUCUGCUGUGAUGGAGAAUGAUCUCUCAGCAUACUUUCAUGGAUUUAAUUCUACUCAUCCUGCUAAUACAUGCACAGAGAAAUACCGUUUCUCUUCAGAGCAAUUUGUUUUGUUACAUAUUGUAAUAAUUUAUCUGUCUUAUUCCUGCCAAUUGGUGCGUAGGCAAAAAUGCUUGAUAGUUCGCAACAGAUUGUUUUCAGAAGUAUCAUUUUCAUCAAUCAGUUGUUUUACAGUGAAAAUUGAACCAUGUGCUCCAGUUUUGUGUGUUUUCUUUUUCUUUCUUUUUAAGUGAAAGAUAAUGCCAGAGAGGAAGAGCUAUCAAAAUAUUUUCUGUAGACGGACUCUGUAGGCCAUAGGGUCUUUUUCAUGUAUUCCCUCUGAAACAGUUGGAUGUGGAGUUUAGACUUGAGCUUGGCUAUUGCUCAGAACAGACCUAUAUUUGGAAGAAAUGAGAGACCUGAUGGAUUUGUUUUGCCCAAGGCCUCACACUUUCCUUGGAGGGACUCCAGGCCCGCCCACACACCCUUGUCUUUUCCAGUUCCUGUAGCAAGGAGAGAAAAAGAAACCAUUUGGAGCCAGAUUCUCCCACCCUUACACACGCUGAGUAGUACCCGAUCUCUCUCGAACAAUCUCAGAGACCGUACUGAGCCUAUUUAAAGUGCUGUACACAGACAGUUAAACCAGGAUUGUCAAAACCUCUGCGGGUGUACUUGCAUUUUUAUUGUCUUAAUGACAGUCAGGCAGUGUACGUGGCUAAGGUAGGAUCCAGUGAAGCUUAGCAAAGCUUCAAAAGUAAUGAAUUUGGCUACCUGAACUUUAAAGAAACAUACAAGUUUUUCCAAAGGAGGCAAACCUUACCCUCCUUACUCAGGCAAGACCUACCCUAGGAUAGCCAUGUUUGACACUCCCCUCUAAGAAGGUCCAAAUUCUUCUUUUCUGAUUCAGUGUAGUGAUAAAGUGAAAGCCUUCAGUGUUACAUCCUUAUGAGGUACACUGGUCAUGCUGCUUUUCUAAUAGUCAUUCUUUCAUUUCCUCACAGAAGCCAAGAAGUACCUCAUACUCCUGUCAGUCUAAAGCAGGGGUGAUGGGGAAGGCAGUUAUGGGGCCUCCUGAUGAAAAUAAUGGCACAGAGGAAAAAGCACCAACCAGUAAAAAUAUGUCUUUUUGUCAGUUUGCAUUUCAGCAGUUUCACAUUAAUCUUGCACAAGAAGCCUCCAAAGCCAAAUAAAACACAUCUUGUGACUUGAAACUGAACUGAUGAACUCCCCAUGGGUCCUUUGCUUAUCCGAUAAACUUAUUUUUCCUAGAUGGAGUGCAUUUAGAACAAAAUAGUGUAUGUUAUUAAAUCUGUAUUGUGUUGUUCUGUUAUACAUGGGAGAGUUAGUAAUUCAGUUUGUGGGUUUGGGUUUGUUUUGUUUUUUGGCUAACCAAGUCUAUCCUCUACCAAUUUUGGUCCACCUUCAAGCCUCCAGCUGCUUCACUGCUUCCCUGCAGAUUUACUAGGGAUGCCAAGGGUACCACUGUGUAAGGAGAAUACACAGUUAUGCAAUUUGGGGAAUUUGGCAGGACAGGAAGAGGAAAUUUAGGCAGGCCUCCCACCCACUCCCAUGAGAAAUAGUAUUGUAUUACAAGGCAGAGCUGUCACCCUCAGAAAGACCUUCUCAAACAUUUCCCCCUGGAUCCCUUAACAUUUUGACCUUUAUACUACCUGGUGAACAUAAACCUUAAUUAAGUAAAGACACACCAAAAAGGUGAAACAAGAAACAAACAAACAAACAAAAGACUUUCCAAGAGAGGAAACUUCAUUACAGUCAGUAUUCCUUGUCUCUGCUGAUCCAUGGAGAAAGAAGAAAACAAAACAGAAAAGCAAACUUCCAUGGAAAUGAUAGCGUAUUCCUGAAGAAACCUAAACCAUUAAAUUGUUUUAUGUACAACUAUACACACGAAGAUCCCCUUACACCCAUCACUGAAAUGCCAUAAUUUACCCAGUAAAUCAUGCCCAACAAAUUAAUCACGCACAGAAGUGUAACAUGACUGCUUGAGGCAAGGAAUGAAGCUACCAGGAAAAACCCUCUGGUAUCUUUGCCUUAGGCCCGUACUGCAAAAACAGAAGGUUCUCUGGAGCCUGCUUCUGCAGAUAUCCUACAGCAUGGAGGAAUUCCAGCUGGCAAAGAAACAGAGGGGUAUAUACAUACAUCCCUAGUAAUCUCACCCACCACUAAUCAGGAGUUUAUACGUGGGCUUUGAGGUUUAGUUAGAGGACAUAACUUCUCAGCAUUCUUCAGCUGGCUUAUGAUCAGAAGUUGGCAGAAAGGGUUACUGGCUGUAUCAUAUUAAAUAUACAUUAACUUUGGGUAAUGCUGGUGGCUGAGGCCCAAAGUGAAAGAAAAUCUCUGGCACUCUCUCCCACCACAAGAAUUCCUUAGGGGAAAGAAAGUCAGACUAGAAAGAGUCUGGCUGACAACCGGCAGAGCAAAGGGAUGAGGAAUGGAAAGGACCAGUAGAUAGGCCUAAAGCAUAUUUGUUUUGCGUAUGCUGUUUCAUUGUACUUGAGAAACAUUUCUGCUCGAAAGGGAGCUUUUUAGCACAAAGGAGGAAAUUUCCUAGCUGUAGAACUGUAGAUGAACCAAGGCCAGCUAAGAUUUCUUAACUGUGCCUGAGGAGCUUUAGCCUUAUCUAAGGCCAUUUACUUUCAGCACAGGAUACAAAGGUUAGAAAGUAGAAAAGAGGUCUUUGUGAAAGGAUUUUUUAAUAGUGUGUGGGAAAGCUGAAGCUGAUGAGGCCUUGCUGCCCUGCAAAACAUAAGAAUCCUAAAUUUUGAGUGAAGGAUACCUUAGGAGGGGAAAGCAAGCUGCUGGCCAAGCACUACCCCUACGGCAGAUGACUGUGAAAUCAUUAGUGCUGUGACUGUAUGGUAGGUUCUGUCUUUUACCCUGCUUAUCUAUUUUUUCAAGAGUUUUCUUUUUCUCUUUAUUGAUCCCUUUGACCUGUGUUUGCAAAUGGCGAAAAUCAGCAGACUGAACAUGAGAAAGUUCAAUAUUGUUUUCCCAGGAUUUUGAUGGAACUUAAGCAACAAACGGACCCUCUUAAACUUAAACCUGGCCAUUGCCAAAGGUGGUUAAGACCUAGUGAAAUAGUUACAUUUGGGUAAAAGAGGUGACAGCUGCCAUUUAAUGUACCCAAGCCAAAUCUUUACUCCCAUCCACAACCAGCAGUGUUAGCCUUCAAGCUAUGUUUUUCACAAAAGAUAGACUUAAACAUAAACUACUAAAUAUAAAACAUAGCACAUAACACCUGUCAGGUAGAGUAACUAGAAAAAUCCUCCAGUUUGGAAGUUCAGUAUCUGAACUGGCUGGUUUGUAACAAUUUUGGACACCAUUUAAAAUUAUGUGGCGCAUUUUAGGUGUCACUGAAGUUGUGGAGUUUGAGCAUGGCAUGCAAGAAAACAGGAUAUGCUGUUGCCUUUAGCAAAGUCAGUUUGACCGAUCCCACUUAAAGACUAUGAAUCAACAGCAAAAUUUCUGUGGACCAGGCUGAGAGCUAAAACACGGAAGUAAAAAUGAAGGGUUCGUUCAUAGUCAUGUUACUGUGCAGCCUUUAGUACUUUCCUCUUACAUUUACUGACAGAGAAAAGAAAACCCAACUAUCAGUAUUAUAGAAAUAUUCCAUGAAGUGGUAAACUGGCACACUGUAAAUAUUCUGACAUAAAUAGACAAUUAAAAUGGACUUGUAGAAGGAAAAUACCUAUUAGUUUGUUUAUUAACAAAAGCCGUCUUUCAAGAACAUCUCACAAUAUUACACG